AUGACAGUGAAAGCAACUGACAGAGACGGAGAGAGAGACAGAGAGCAUGUAUAACUGAUUGAUUUUACAACACAGACCUAAAAAUAAUUUUUUUUUGUAACUUUUUGAUGGCUGACAGUCUUGUGUGGAGAGGACACAGACAGAGAAGAAGUCUCUACAACGUGGAUAAUAAUUGCCUUAAUGUACUGUAUUUGUCAGUAAUUUGUAUAAAAAGCCCUUGAUAUGGUUAUCUUUCCUUGUCUUCUGGGCUGACAAGAGUGUUUCAAAGUUGGAGGUUUUGAUUUAUAGGAAUUCUGGAGCAUUUCUUUUAGUUUUUAAUAAUGUCUGGAGGAGCACUUAUUCACCUGCCAGAGUUACUUUGGAUGAUGUGUCUCUGUCAAGCUGUGUGUGUAAAGGGCAGUAACCUUUGGGACGUGCCCACUAGCCACCUCCAUCCAUCCACCAACUUUAGUUCCAAGCUAUUUUGGGAGCCACAGUGCCAAACUCAGCUCCGCCAUCUGCAGGACAGGACCAGAAUUACAGCUACCAUCCCACCAAGGUUGGAUGGUCACUGGGUCUCAUCCAGGUGUGAGGUGAGGGCUGGUCCAGAGUUUCUCACUCGCUCUUACAUCUUUUACCCUACACGACUUUUUAAAGCCUUCCAGCACUACUACUGUGACAGUAACUGUCAUGUACCAGCCUACUCUCUUAUAAUCCAGGGCAAAUUGCGACUCCGUCAGGCCUCCUGGAUCACACAUGGGGCCACGGAGGCAGAACACAAUCUUCAAAAGGUCACUCUGGUGAUCCACAACCAGUGGGCUGCCCAUCGUCUUGAAACCCGGCUGCCCUCAUCCUGCCUAAGACUUGGUUCUGGAGUACAACUGGUUCCUAGCAAGCUAUAUGAGCUUUUCAAUGCCAAGGCUAAGAGAGACUGUCUGGGUGCUCUGCACUUUUCCAUGAUGGAGCUGGACUUGUUGAGGUUGGAGAUCCAGUAUCAUCCUCUUCACCAGCCAUCAAAAGAGCUGUUCCUGGGGGAUGUGCAUACAGAUCAGAAUCAGAGAGCCCACUACAGACCUACAGGAUAUCAGCAACCUCUGCAGAAUACCAUGCAUCACAUCCACCCGUGCCCUGUGUGUGCUUUGAUGUACCAGUCUUCUGAGCAAAGCCCUCCCAUUUUACCUCCAUCUUGGUCCAUUCCUCUGAAUUUAAAUGGUCACUGGAUAAGCCAGCGUUGUGAGGCCCGGCCAGCUGUUCUCUUUCUCACUCGACUCUUUGUGUUCAAUGAAGAACACCAUACCUGGGAGGGCACCUACCAUCACUACUCUGACCCCAUGUGCAACCAUCGCACAUUUACACUUGUGGCAUCAGGGCACUAUGCCCGCAUGGAACCCUCUUCUAAAGUACAGGGUGCCACUGAGCUGGUCUUCAAGGUGAUACGUGCAAAGGUUACAAUGUUUGAGCAAACAAUGCUGCAAAUGUUGAAUUCAUCAGAAGAGGGAAGUUGUGGGCAGGCAGGAGGAUGGGAACCAGGAGCUGAGCAAGACAUAACAUGGACAGCAGGUUGUGGUAUGCUGGGGAUAUUACUUCCACACAAAGAAUAUGAGCUGUUUAAAAUGGAGAAGGAUCAUAAGAACCGGUCACUGUUGCUCAUUGGAGAAAGGCCCACAGAUGGAAGCAGCCCUGAUCGACCAGUAAAAAGGCCCACAUCCUUUCAGACUCCAAUGGUUCAGUGUAGUCCAGACACAGCAGUUCCACAACACUAUAGUUCCCGCAGUGAUGUAUCAACAGGACCGGAGGUUAGCUCAGCAAUUAUACAUCAUUCUGUCUUCAGUAUUUUUUUGAUGUCACUACUGAGUAUGUGGUACUGGUGUAUACUAGUGUACACCUAAGUAAUCCAUCUUCAUGUAGAGGAUUACAGUACCAUUUCCACACACUGUUCAAAUGCUGGCACACCUUUGAUGGGAAUAGCACAAUAUUCUUGGGCUAAUAGAGUAAAUUAGGUGAUCUAAUAUUAAAUAUAUAUUCACAGCCUUUUAAAGCUAUCAAAAAUGAUCAAUAUUCUUCUAAUGGGAAAACAAAAUGUACAUAUGGUUAUAUGUCUGUAUUCAUUAUGGACAUUUAAGAGGCUGUUCUAUGAGGCAUUUGGGUAGAAAAUAAAAAGACAAGCAGAGACUUUAUUUUUAAAUGAUAUGAAAACUGUCAUUGCUGCCAGAAUGGAUCCAGAAACAUUCCAGAGAUGAAUGCACAGAGAAGUCAAACAAAUCCAGAGGAAAAGAUUAUCCAAACAGCUGACUGGAAGAUCAAUGGGUUUUCCACAAACAGUCUGAGGAAGCAUCUGGUUCAUUUUGGCAUCUAGACAUCAUAAUAUUUGAUCUUGUGCUGAUUAUGUUGGCAAAUUAGCAUUGGCUAAUAGGAACACAUUCAACAUGACCAAGAAGUCUCGUAAAAAUUACUAAGUAUUUUUUUCUACAAUGUUGUUUAUAAGACCAAAUGACAUCACUCUUAUCUCUUGUGUAAUAACAUAAUUCAAAGUAGCGAUAACUAUCUAAU
Molecule: messenger RNA, 2529 nt
Organism: Electrophorus electricus (electric eel)
Lineage: Eukaryota; Metazoa; Chordata; Actinopteri; Gymnotiformes; Gymnotidae
Gene: apcdd1l
Product: adenomatosis polyposis coli down-regulated 1-like
Biological process (GO): negative regulation of Wnt signaling pathway
Cellular component (GO): plasma membrane
Molecular function (GO): Wnt-protein binding
Source: RefSeq, a predicted model, not a curated record